Messenger RNA from Adineta steineri, 864 nucleotides. Lineage: Eukaryota; Metazoa; Rotifera; Eurotatoria; Adinetida; Adinetidae. The record is from the annotation of a GenBank genome assembly.
AUGGUAAAUUUCGCCAAUAUAAUUAAUGGAAAAGAUCAAGUGGUCAUCUUAGUUGAUGCUGCUACUAUACCAUACUUCGAAGGGAAAGUACCUUCUAAUAUUUUAAUCAAAGCAAAGAUGGAAGAUAUUUGGAUUCGUGAUUUUUCUUCAGUUAUUCCUGCCAGACAAAUUAAAUUUAAAUUCGCACCUGGGUAUCACAAACAUUCAGAUGCUAGAGAAAUUGAAAAUAGAUUUAAAAAUUGGAUUUCUCAAAACCAACUUCAAUAUGAUAAAACAUCUAGUAUUAUUCUUGACGGUGGCAAUGUCGUUGAUAAUCCUUCUGGCAUAAGGGCUAUUGUAACUGAUCGUAUCCUUCGAGAUAAUCCAUCUUUUACAAAAGAAAGUGUCAAAGCAAGUCUUAUACAAUCAUUAGGCGUUAAUGAGGUCGCUAUUAUUAAAGAAUUGCCGGAUGAUACUACAGGUCACGCCGAUGGUAUGGUAAUGUGGGCGACUGAUGAUCGGAUUUUAUUUAUGACAGAGACUGAGCCAAUACGUUCGGAAGUUAUAAACGAAUUGAAAAAUUCGUUCCCUAACGUAGAAGUUAUCGAAGUACCUAAUUAUUAUGUACAUGAAACUUGGAGAGGUUUUACAUCCGCUCGUAAUGUUUAUGUAAAUUCUAUUGUUACGGAUGAUUAUAUUUAUAUGCCAAUCUUCAACAAUCCUCAUGAUACUGAAAUGUUGUGUCUGUUCCAAUCACUUACCAACAAAACGGUCGUACCAAUUUCAGCGGAAAAUAUUUGCAUCAUGGGUGGUAGCACACGCUGUCUUAGCUGGCAAAUCAAAGGUUCAAAUAAGUUGAAAAUUUUGCAAGCAGCUGUACAAUAA